UCUAGCGUACAGUGCCAUCACCAGCUCGUUUCAGCAAUUGUUUGCAUUAAUUGCAAUAAAAUGUCUGCUGGAGUACAAGAGCGCCUGCAACUUAGCCGGACUCCCCUAGACACCUGGUCGAAGCGGGAGCAGCUCAUCCUGGCUUCAGCUGUAUCCUGUAGCGGCGACCAGAACUGGAUCACGGUGAGCCGCACGCUGAAAACGAUCUGCGGCGGCAAUGGCAACGGAGGUGGUCACAACAAUCGACCGGCGGAUUGGUUUUCCCAGAAGAACUGUGCCGUCCAGUACGGAAAUCUUCUCGAAAGCGUGGAAGCCACUAAGCGAAAGAAACGCAGUAGCGAAAGCAGUGCCGGAGUAUCCUCGCCGGCCACGGUGGAAACGCCAACGGAAUUACUGCUUCGCCGGCUGACAGAGGAGCGCCAGGCGGAAAUAAAGGCCCAGAUGCGCCAGGAUCAGGAGACCUACCGCCGCAUUCAGCGCGAGAUUGAUUCCCUGCAAUCGGAUGCAGUAACCGAACAGGAACUGCAGGCCAUGUGGCUGGAAAUCGAGAAGGAGCAGGAAACACGGCGCAUCGAGGAGAUGAAGCUGGAGAACCGCAUGCGGGAGCGGGAGCAGCGCAAGAAGGAGUUGGCGGGCAACUGGCGGAACAGCAGUCCCGCUGCAAGGCGUUCCAAUCAAGCCGCGGACACUACAUCUGUGGAUAUGGAUGUGGAGGACAUAAACAGCAGUGGUAAUGGUGGCAAACAGCAAACGGGUCCAUCCCCUUUGCUCACAUCCCUGCUUAAAUCCCCCACGGGCAACGCUCCUGCUAAUCCAAUUUCAGGAGGAGGAGCACCGGCCACAGGAACUGGCAGUGUGGCUAGAGCCACAGCACCCACCAUCACUUCCCUACUGACCAGCGGUGGCAGUUCAGCCGUUUCCAAUCAACCAGCCAUUACCAUGAAGAGCCCCACGGAUGCGGCUUUUAUGUCCCGACCAAUAAGCGGUCCCCCAGCCACUGAAGCGUUGGCGCCAACUACGCCCACUCUCGAACGGAGUCCCUCUCAGGCGGCUCCUACCCUUUCCAUGCUGUUGGAGAAGAAUAAGGCUGCUGCCAAAGCCCACGAAGGUGGCAGCCUAAUAAAAUCCGAGGGUUCAGGAAGUCAGGAACAAACACUAGUGGAUGAUACUGCUUCAGCGAAUACUGGAACCGCAGAUUCCGAUGAGGCCGAUCAGUUACUUGCAGUAUUUCCAAACAUAGACGAAAUCAUCGAUGACAUCGACAUCGACAUGGCUAGCGUCAUUGAUGAUGAGAUUCUAAAGGAAGUGGAUGACGUGGUGGCCUCGCCUACGAACGAUAAAGCCGAAGUCAUUGACUUUGAGGACAAGUUGGAUGCGCUGAAGCGGGAGCAAAGCAAGAGUUCACCAGUCAGCGACAAACCGAAAUCGGUGGAAUUGGUGAUUGGAUCCAGUGAUGACUCAAAUGAUAAUAUUCCCCUGGCUGAUGUGGUUUCCCAGGCAAGCAAGGAUCGCGGACAAUCUGGAGGAGAAUCAACCAGAGGCACCGAGGAUGCAGAGUCUGAACCUUUGGCCAGCGAGGUGGCGGUGGAAGAGAUUGGUGAGACCAUUACAAUUAUCAGCACAUCCAGUGAGGACACUGCCAAUUCGCCACCCACAAAAAUUGAGGAGGAAGAGUUAGCUGAAUCUCUGCCAAAGAAGGAGGAAUCGAAGGAUGUGAAAGCCGAACAAGAAAGUAGCAUGGAAAGCAAAGAUGCAGCUGUAGAAACCACAGUAAAACCGGAACCUCUUGGUAAUCAGGAGUCUGGAGAAGCAAAAGUCAAAGUGAUCAAGGAAGAGACUGAAAAGCCUUCGUCAUUGGAGGAGAAGGUGGCCACUCCUGUAACUCCUGCACCCGCACCUGUACCGCCCUCUAUGCACGAUACCGAUGAGGAGUCGUCCUCGUUGACGGACAGCAGCAAACAGGAUGAGCAACCGAAGAGUGCAAAGGCCAAGCCAGCAGUAUCAAAGUUGGUUCUAGAUGAUUCCAAAUCGGAGAUAGAGCUAAGUGGAACUCCGCAACCUCCCUCGGCGCCAGCUCGUACUCCACUCCUGCGCAAACUCCCACAUCGGGAUCGAUCGGAAAGUCCAAUGGUUGACGAUGAUGCCACAACGGCCAGCGACCAUUCCACGGCAAGAUCGACCCGACGCAGAUGUUCCUCCACGCCCGUAAUCGACAGUGUCCCAAACUCACCGGCAUCCAGUGAACACACCGAUGACCGGCGGGAAACGCGAGCCGCCUCCAAGAAGCUUUUCCUGUCCAUUUAUGCCACCUUGCUGGAGAGCAAGCACGCAGCUCCCUUUAAGCGUCCGUUUCACGACGAGCACGCUCAGCGGCAUUCGGAUCUUUGCCUUCGGCCAAUGGAUUUCCCCACCAUUAAACGGAACAUCGACUCGGGACUCAUUCGCAGUUUGAGCGAGCUGCACAGGGAUGUUCUGCUGAUGGGCCACAACAUUUUGGUGGCCUACAAACCACACACAAAUCAACACAAGACGGCGCGCUUAUUCGUGCAGGACUGUCAGGCGAUCAAGGAGUUCUCACAAAUGUCGGAUCCGCCGGUUGCUGGGAUCCCUGUCACGCCGGUGGGCAACACGGGAAGUUCUCGAGCGGAGAAAUUAGUUGGAAGCAAGGCGAGAAGCGGCUCCCGAAAGAGUCAAAGGCACCAUUAGACUUAAAUCACUUAAUUAACUUAAAGAUGGGACAAGGUUAGGUAUAAAUGCCCUUUUAGGAUGUCACUGUGGAAUAUAUUCCUCUCAGAGCACAAUUAUGAAAUAUUUUUUAUAUCUGAUCCAUCAACCCAAAAAAACAUUUGAUUUUGAUACUUUAUAACUUUAUCACAAACUACCAUCAACAAUAAACAUCAAUCGAAGAAAAUGAGA
This is a messenger RNA of Drosophila ficusphila, 2916 nucleotides long. It is a transcript of the gene Brd8, whose product is annotated as bromodomain-containing protein 8. The record is from RefSeq and is a predicted model, not a curated record. Gene Ontology annotation, molecular function: protein binding. Gene Ontology annotation, cellular component: NuA4 histone acetyltransferase complex. Lineage: Eukaryota; Metazoa; Arthropoda; Insecta; Diptera; Drosophilidae. The transcript has a single exon. Bases 61 to 2706 code for a protein of 881 amino acids.